Guillardia theta CCMP2712 is the source of this 819-nucleotide messenger RNA. RefSeq lists its product as hypothetical. The coding region runs from base 1 to 819 and encodes 272 amino acids. The record is from RefSeq and is a predicted model, not a curated record. The transcript has 4 exons. NCBI's taxonomy places the organism in Eukaryota, Cryptophyceae, Pyrenomonadales, Geminigeraceae.
AUGAUUUAUCGCGUUUUGCACGCAGCUAAGUUUGUCGCGAGAAGUGCGGUUACCCGCACCAAGCUCAACAAUCCUUUGGUGUAUACAAGGUGUCAGGAUGUAUCGCUCAAGAUAACACGUUGUAAGAAAUACUUGACAUCGGAAGGCAAGAAGAAUGAAGAUCACAGUGACGAGAAUGAGGAUCGCAAUGUCAACAUAAAAGCUUUUGCUGCACUUGCCGUGAUUGGAUCAGCUAUCGGUGCCUUCAUUAACAUCCGGGCAUACGAGCGUAGAAAAAAGAAAGAGCAGGUCGCUACAGAAGGUCCAUCAUACGGCGCCCCAAAGCUGGGUGGAGACUACAUGCUGAUAGACCAGAAUGGAAAGCUUCUAGGUAGCAAGGACUUACUUGGCAAAUGGGUGUUCAUAUACUUUGGUUUCACGUACUGUCCCGAUAUCUGUCCCAAUGAAUUGAUGAAACUUCGUGAAGUCAUGAAGAUUCUUGAGAAGGGCGGAAAGGACCAAGCGUUACAGCCGGUGUUCAUCACCAUUGACCCUGAGCGAGAUGGGCCACAACAGCUUAAGGACUAUCUAUUGGAUUGGGAUCCUCGCAUCAUUGGAUUGACUGGAUCGCCAGAUCAAAUUUCAGAAGUCUGUCAAAAGUUUCGAGUCUACUACAGCAAGGCCUACGUUGGAUCGAAGCCGACAGAUUAUCUCAUUGAUCACUCGGUCAUGUUCUACUUGAUGAAUCCGCGGGGAGAAAUGACUGAAUACUUCGGUCAGAAUGUGCUUGUGCAGGACAUGGCUACAAAGAUUGCUUCUCAUAUGGAAAAUUACAAGUGA